Molecule: messenger RNA, 1046 nt
Organism: Pistacia vera
Lineage: Eukaryota; Viridiplantae; Streptophyta; Magnoliopsida; Sapindales; Anacardiaceae
Product: preprotein translocase subunit SECE1
Exons: 1
Coding region: 68-577 (169 amino acids)
Cellular component (GO): chloroplast thylakoid membrane
Source: RefSeq, a predicted model, not a curated record
GUUUCCAUCCUAAAACCACUGCCGUUCCCGACGUUAUCCCAAUUCGCAUUCAAAUACCCAAAAGAACAUGGCAAUUUCCCUGCAAUUCCCGGUGGCAUCCAUCACCCCAAAAACCUCAGUCAGACCGCAACCUCCACGUGUCAGUCACCAAAUAUCUUUCCAUCACCCAAAACCCACAAACAUCACAGCAUUGAGAAAAAACCGAUCUGUAGUGAUUAAAGCCAUCGAAGAAAGCCAAGAAAGCACGGAGAAAUCAGAGGCCGGUAAUGACGCGGAAUCUGAAACGGUGAGUAGUGCUGGUAGUGAGCCGAGUGCGGAGUUGAGCCAGUUGGGAUCGGAGAUAAAGAAGGUUUUGCAGGAGAGGAAGGAGGAGAAAGAGGGAGAUUUGUUGAGUGGGGUUUCGGAGGAGAUUAGGGAGAUAGAGUGGCCGGCGUUUGGUAAAGUAUUGGGAACGACAGGUGUCGUGCUGGGUGUGAUAGCCGGGUCGAGUGUCGUUUUGCUCACUGUGAAUUUCGUUUUGGCUGAAUUGUCUGAUCGGGUUUUUGCUGGUAGAGGCGUUCAGGAUUUCUUUGGAUAAUCUGAUAGAAGUCCAAUUUGGAGUUUGAAAUGAAAACAUAUUUUCCAUAAUCUUGUAUUAAUUAUGCGAUCAAGUAACAGUUUCAGUAAAUUCUUAGCCGCAAUCUUUGUGUUGGCUACCGAUGUUACACAUAUGAGAGGCUUGAAUGAAAAAUCCGGAGUUAUCUAUGACUCAAAAUUUCAUAAACAUAAAAUAGCAUAGAACAAGGUGAUAAUGGCGAAGAACCUGUAACUGAGGCGGCAUCCAUAUGUGUGCUUGAGUUGUUCAACACUUUUUCUUAAAUAAUAUCUGCAAAUUGACAAACAAACAUGCCCUCUUUCAUUCUGAGACGAUCAACCACAAUUAUUCAAGAAAAUCUCAUCUAGCAAGCUCUAAAAAAUCAUUUCCAGAACAGAAAAUACAACAUAUAUUUUACUCGUUUGAGCUUCCCGUCUACCACUCAUUCUUCACCUCAUUCUCAGACUUUCGA